CGUACACACACGGUAAGAUCCAGCGCUGCUGUACAGUCGCGGAGGUAUCGGCUCGGGAAAACGAUGUUCGCGCGUAAUUGAUAGUAGUUAUUAAUGUGCAACAGCUAUGCGAUAUUACUUUAAUGAAAAACGAUUUUGUGGGCUACUUCGAAUUAAGACGUGAGGAUAUGACAGUCAGUACUGAUUGAUACGGAGUAUAUAUUUAUGCUUUUGAAUGUGAAAUGGAUUAGAUUGAUAUCACUGUGGCAACAUAUGUUGGUUGGUUUUGUGCAAAGGAUCCCUAAUAGGGGAUUCUGGGAGUUAUAUAUGGGUGCCUGAAGUUAUAAACUAUUAGCUGAAACUCCACCUGUGUCUCUUGGUAUUUCAGUUUUAAGAUUAUACAAACUAAUACUUCAACGCAGAUAUUCUCAAGUGAUCAGAACGCCUACUUGAUUUGCACAAACACGGUUUUAUAAUUUUCAAAACAAACAUUUACUGCACAGUGUUUACUGAGCAAUCACGCUCCAAAACUCACCUGUUAAGCGGAACAAUAAAGCCGUUGAUCUUCCGAGAAGCUGCAUUGUAUAAGGGACAUAAAUGUCACCGAUAUAAGACCGCGAUUGUUCACUACAUCCAUUGCCAGGAGGAACUUCAUGACAGAACCCCGCCAUUGCGUUUCUCGCACAGACGAAGCCUUAGAAGCAAGUUCUCGAGGUCGUUGACAAAUCCAAACUCUCUGUUGACUUAGGCAGUGGGCCGGAAUAUAACUAUAUCUCCACCAGGAAUUCAACAUUUCUCUUUAUCCUUUUACGGGAUGUCGUCAAAUGAUUCAUAAGGCCGUUUAAGCGUCUAUUGCUGUAUGAAAAACGUGUGAAUUGUAAGUGGGACUGUCCUGAUAGGUUUAUCGUUUUUGCAAUAGCAUUUUAAUUGGAAUAAUGGGCUAACGGUCAAAUGGACAGAAACAUAACAUACACCAUACGGCCGUUUAAUUGACGUUGUUUUGAUGAAGGGUAUACCAUAAAAACAAUUCAAGUCUGACAUUAAGGUCAAAUUAAAUCAACAUGAAUAUGGAGCUUUCCUUAAAUGAGAGCGAGGCUCCGCCUUUGCAGGACAUUUUGAAGGAGUCCGCCUCUCUAACAACUGUAUUUAUAGUCUUGUACGUGGUACUCUUCUUUAUAGGAGUGAGUGGAAACUCCCUUGUGGUGUAUGUAGUGAUGCGGAACAAAGCCAUGCAGACAAUUACAAAUAUUUUUAUCACUAACUUGGCAUUUUCCGACAUCAUGAUGUGUAUGCUAGCUGUCCCAUUCACUCCGUUGUCGUAUUUCAUGAACUCAUGGGUGUUUGGGGAAGUGUUAUGUCAUAUUGUGCCUAUGUCACUGUGUAUAUGCGUGUAUGUAUCAACGCUUACGUCAACAGCUAUCGCCGUAGACCGAUAUUUCGUGAUAGUGUACCCGUUCAAGCCACGUAUGAAGACAUGCGUAUGUCUGCUUAUGAUCGUCGCCAUCUGGAUAAUUUCUGUGUCUAUCUCCCUGCCGCUCGGAAUCUACCAAGUUAUUGAAGUCGAUCGAACUGAAAGUAAAAUCUGCAAAGAACAGUGGCCGAAAGAUCAGGCCAGACAGUUCUUUACUGUGACAAGCCUAGUACUGCAGUACAUAGUGCCUUGUAGUAUAAUUACAUAUUGUUAUUCUAAGGUUUCUCUGGCACUGAGGCGAAGAUCUAGGUCACGAAUAGGAACUGGAAGCGUUUCACGAGAAAGAGAUGAAAUGGAAAUAAGAAGGAAGAAAAGAACAAAUAAAAUGUUGAUUGCCAUGGUUACCAUAUUUGUGUGCUGCUGGUUACCACUGAAUAUGGUACUUCUUGUCGCUGAAUAUCAUUCACCAUUUAAUUAUAAAGCAUACUUUCCAUUAAUAUUUCUUGCGUCGCAUGUAAUAGCCAUGAGUUCCAUCAUUUACAAUCCAUUCUUAUACGCUUGGAUGAAUGACAAUUUCAAGAAAGAGUUCAAACUUGUGUUGCCAUGUCUCUUUCGAAGGGGAAAUGAUAGGAAUGUGAAUGGAAACUACACACAAUACACGCAUGUUGAGACGAAUCCAUCUGUUGUAAUGAACAAGUCCCCACAGAAAGAAACAAACGGAAAUGAAAAUGUUAAAGAAACAAAAGCUUAUUUUGAAGCAGAAACCGAAAAGGUCCAUCUCAACGUGAGCGACGAACAUGACAAUUCCGAUUGAAGGUACCUGGAGACUCAUUUAUGAUAGGAAAUCUCGUUUGCGUUGCUUAAGCUCGAUUUACUAAGAACAGACAGUGACUUAUAUCGAGAUUUACUGCCGAAAUAUAGAAGAACGAUUCCAAUUCUCUUGGGUAUGUUAGACGCAUUGCUGAACAUGUGCUUAGGUCAUGCAUAGGGAACUUGUUGAGAGGAAUUUGUGUGAAAGAUACAUUUAUUGCGUACAGAUAAAAGGGAUUUAGCUCGAGGUGAUGAAAUACUUUUUUCCUAUUUAAAUGGGUCUCCGGAGUAAGUCUAAAACCUUCUGUUUAAUUGCAUUCAGGAAAGGCGACUAAGUUAAAAAUGGUUUUGUAAUGGAUGUUUACGCGAUAUGUUGACAGUUGCGAUUUCUACAGAACAUAUACAAGAUAGGGAUCAAGCCACUUAUUUAGUUAAAUGUGAUUUGGACAAAAAGUUUUACUAAUGUUCCUGUUUUAAGUAGCAUUGAUUGGGAACAGCCUCGCGUUUUGAUCAAUCUAAGUUUUUGCAAAUACAUGCCAUAUUAUAUCAUACAUUGAUGGGUUAACUUAUUCAAAUACUGAACGCAUUUUGAUGGAAAUCAUAUUGGUAACCAUAUAACACAAUCAAAACUUUGCUUCAAUAAGAUAUAAUGAAAAAGAUGUGUGUAAGAUUUUUAAAGUCCUAUACUUAACAUGAAUAAACAUAAAUGUAUGAUAUAUCUUUACAAAAUGCGUCACGUGUUUGAGUGGGUGAACACAAUAUCCUAUUGUUAGAACUAAAUAUUGUUUUGUGAUUUCAUUUUCAGUCAAGCUGAACCUCAUUGAAUGUCCAUUGUAACGUAGUGCUCUUAUGUAAUUGUGCCAUUGAUGCUUUCUACUUGAUUCUGUUUGAAUCGUCAACAUUACGAAUUCAAUUAUAAUCACGCACCUCGAAUGAAAAUAAUAAUGCGUGCACAAGCGAGGUCUAACUAUCAUCCUCUAUUCAUUUUCUUUCAAUACCUAAAAUAUCAUUAGCAAUGAAUUAGUUUUUUCCUUAUUCUGCGAUCCAUUGUUUACUGCAAAAGUUUGGAAAAUAUGUAAUUGUAUUCUUCAUUUAAUUUGUUUUGAACGAAUGCAAAUAUAUUUGUUAUAUCAUGGAUGUAGAAAAUUGCAGUUUGUAAAAUGAAUAUUAAUUUUCUGCUUUCCGGUGGUUUAUAGAGAUUUAUCUAUGAAUUGAAAUAAAUAAUGUUAUUUCACUGCUUCAAACAGUGACAUAACAUUUGCUAUUUUCCACUGUUUUGAUAUGUUAGACCGCUCUCAAUUACAAAUCAAACGUCUGCUCGCACAUGGCUGGGACACAGUUUACACGACGUCACUUCUGAAAUGACGUUACGUUUGUAUACAGUUUGGUGCGCUUUUCUUAAAACAAACGAUUCAAUGUUUAUACAAUUUUUAGGCAUACAAUAAAAGAAAAUAUAAUGCUUUGUCGAAGUGUUAGAUUGCAGUUUAUUUUUCCACGUGAAUACCAAAAGUAUAUAACUUUUGUUGAUCACUCGGUGAAAUAUCUUUCGAUGUAAAUUACACUUCAACAAACAAUUACCCUCUAUCGAUUCAAUAAAUACGCUUUUUAUUCUUAAAAUAUUUACACCUCAACUUCCAUUCCUUAAAUUAACUGCCUUUCGGCAAUUGCGUUCAUCAAUCGAUGAACGCAACAUCUUCGGAAAUGUUCGGAUCGCAAUUCAUUGCAUAACAAUAUACAUGAAAACUAUGAUACUGUUAUUGUUUGUAUUGUGUCAGCAGAUCCCGUAAAAUAUAAAUCAACAUUUUAGAAAGUUUUUUUUUUAACUUAAAUGAAUAGUUGCCUUAAGUGUUUGAAAUUUACGUUUAAAAGUGAUUUCAAGUGGUUGAUCUUUUCCCGUGUUAUUGUGACGUCAUUUGAAAAAAAUGCUCUCGGUUACAGUCGGGUCGUUCUUUUUACAAAAUGGGAAGCAAAGAGUUACUGAAAGGUUUUCUUAAAUGAAAUGAAGUACUUUUUUUAACAAUUAUUGAAUGAAAUAAGUAAAUAUUGGUGUAAAUAUAAGUAAUGAAAUUGCAGGCUUGAAGUCAUUAUCGGGGAUUUGAACACUAUUUGGACUCCACACACUUUGACCAACCCGAUAAUGACAUCAAGCCCGCAAUUCAUUCCUUAAUUUCUCGAACAAAAAAUAUUGAUUGUUUGAUUUGAAUGUUGAUCCAUACGAAAGGAUACAUGAUUUUUACCGUUUAAAUAAAUUAGUUACGUACUCCCUUAUUACAACCUUUUUCCUGAUACAUAAAAGGGCUUAAGGUUCAGUGAUACAGGCACUGAGAAAAUACUUUAACCUUGCUUGUUUUCCUUAGGAAUUAUAUGAAAUGAUAUCACUACAUUUAAGGAAAUGUAAAUGUGAUUAAACCAUGAUCCAAGCAAUUAACAAGAAAUGUUCAUGUAUCUUCAUAUUAAUAAAUUGAAAAGUACGCGGAAAACCGCAGCAGCCAGCACGUGAUCUGUGACUUUGUUUUAAGGCUGAAGGAUCAAAGCAGACCCGCACUGUUGCAAGCUAACAGAGGCGUGGGUAAUUAAGCCAGGGUUGAACUGGGAUUUUUUCCAGGGUUUAUGUCUUAUUAGUAACAUGUAAGUGUGUUUUUGUAAUAAUAUGUACAUUUACAGACUGUCGACCCGAUCACCUGUUGUAAUAGAAGAUGCCAAUAGAAAUACUGGAAUCGUAUGCUUACCGUUUUACAUGGCCUUACAUGAGGAAAUUGGCUCUUGUUUUACUCUUGUUUUGGUUGUUAAGGUAUCCUUCAUACAAAUAAGUCAAUCUUGGAUACCUGGUAACCGAAUAUUGUUUUGGUAUAAUUGAAAAGGGUUUUUAGGUUAACACAAAUAAUAUGUUAAGAUUAUACCUAAACACUAAUUACAAACAAGCUUUAUUGGGCUAUUAAGGGUACGUAGUAUAUUGCUUCAUGACCCAUAAAACACAAACAGAACACUAUAAUUACUUUAUCUAAUAUCUGUUUUCGAUCUUUUGUUUUACAUACUUGGAGUCAGAAAUUAGUACCCUUCCAAAUUAUACCAACGUUCUUUAUAGUUAUCAUAACUUACCAUUAUUUGAUAGUUAAUCUAUUUAUGAAGAAAGUUAGCUCAUGGAUAAGAAAACGUUUUUGUCAUUUAACCAAGUUUCUUUCGAAGCAUUCGCCUAACAGCACGACACCAUCUUGUAUAUAACUUUGAAAUUCUAAACCAUUGAUUAUAUUUUGUUUUGACCAUUUAAAUCAAAAACGUUUUAUUGUCUCUAGGCAUAUUCAUGUCAUUACCUCAUUUAUGUACUGAACGGCAUCAUGUAUAAGACAUGUCCAUCAUGGUUUAAUGUCAUUGUAAAUGUGCAUAGAUGUCAAUAAAUUA
Messenger RNA from Mya arenaria, 5599 nucleotides. Its product is annotated as prolactin-releasing peptide receptor-like. Lineage: Eukaryota; Metazoa; Mollusca; Bivalvia; Myida; Myidae. Bases 1041 to 2204 code for a protein of 387 amino acids. The record is from RefSeq and is a predicted model, not a curated record. Gene Ontology annotation, cellular component: plasma membrane; neuron projection. The transcript has 3 exons. Gene Ontology annotation, biological process: G protein-coupled receptor signaling pathway. Gene Ontology annotation, molecular function: neuropeptide Y receptor activity; neuropeptide binding.